This is a messenger RNA of Toxorhynchites rutilus septentrionalis, 1216 nucleotides long. It is a transcript of the gene Not11, whose product is annotated as CCR4-NOT transcription complex subunit 11. The record is from RefSeq and is a predicted model, not a curated record. Lineage: Eukaryota; Metazoa; Arthropoda; Insecta; Diptera; Culicidae. Bases 142 to 1002 code for a protein of 286 amino acids. Gene Ontology annotation, cellular component: CCR4-NOT complex. The transcript has 4 exons. Gene Ontology annotation, biological process: negative regulation of translation; mRNA catabolic process.
UUUCGUAAUACGAGGCUCAAUGUCGGCAACGCGGAUACACCAGAAUAAACCCGAAAUUAAACUACUCGUCGAGUGUAAACAUAUGACGUCAUUAAUCGAAAAUCACUGUAUUUCUCAGGAUAAAAUGGUUUCAAGGCAUGAAUGAAACAUAAAACAUCGGAUCAAAUCAUCUACUACGCUCCUGCUGCUCUCCGUACUUCGUUUAACAUGGAUAGUGUAUGUUCCAAUCGUUCCAAUCUCCUCGAAUAUCCAAUGGAGGGUGGAAUCACCAAACGACCAGAUGGUGUUAAUCAUGCCAACAACGGCUUUGGAACCCAGUUUAUGACUAUCGCACCACCACUGUUAAAAUGCGAGGAUGAGUUAAUUUGGUUGAAUAUGACGAACCCAGCCUAUCAUAAGCCAGUUUACAACAGCGCUAUAAAUGAAUCGAAGACCACCGGAAAGGAUGCCAAGAAUCUCAUAAUGCAAUCCUUUCGUCAAGCCUUGAGCAUACAAGAUCAGAAUGAUCUUCUACGAGAACUGGAGAAAGACCCAGAAAUGGUGUACAACGUUGGAUUGACUCCAGAUAAACUCCCUGAUCUAGUGGAGUAUAAUCCCCUCGUAGCAAUUGAGAUCCUUUUGAAAUUGAUUGAUUCCUCACAAAUUACGGAAUAUUUUAGCGUGCUUGUAAACAUGGAAAUGUCUCUGCAUUCAAUGGAAGUGGUAAACAGGCUGACUACUUCUGUUGAGCUUCCCACGGAGUUUGUUCAUCUGUACAUCAGCAACUGCAUUUCAUCGUGCGAAGCGAUCAAAGAUCGUUACCUACAGAACCGUUUGGUGCGACUUGUUUGUGUAUUCCUGCAGAGCCUAAUCCGGAACCAUAUAAUAGAGACGAGCGAAUUAUGCAUCGAGUUGGAAGCAUUCUGUGUUGAGUUCAGUCGCAUACGAGAGGCAGCAGCCUUGUACCGUCUGCUCAAACAACUCGAGUCUGAUUCAAGCAGUUCAACUAACAAAAUAAAAUAAAACACUACACAUAAAUGUCAAUCAAUUACUUUUAUUUUGAAUACACCUAAGUGUAUCAAUGUUCGGCGAAAAAUUUUAUGUGGCUCAAUAUUGUACUCAACUUCAAUUAGGGAACCUGCAGUCAACGAUCUAAGCAGUCUCUCAGUAGGAUCAAGGUAGAAUAUGUGCUUUACCCCAGGAUCAUCAUCAUCUAGAUAACUGAUAGCAACUCGAU